Messenger RNA from Sphaeroforma arctica JP610, 300 nucleotides. RefSeq lists its product as hypothetical. Gene Ontology annotation, molecular function: aldehyde dehydrogenase (NAD+) activity. The record is from RefSeq and is a predicted model, not a curated record. The transcript has a single exon. Bases 1 to 300 code for a protein of 99 amino acids. Gene Ontology annotation, cellular component: cytoplasm. Gene Ontology annotation, biological process: aldehyde metabolic process. Lineage: Eukaryota; Ichthyosporea; Ichthyophonida.
AUGGCUGCAAGCAUUGCAGCCGGCAAUGUAGUUGUUGUCAAAACGGGAGCUGAAACACACUCGCCCGAGACGAUGAAACUUCUGUGUGAACUAAUUUCGAAGUACAUGGACAAUCAAGUUGUCAGCAUGGUUUCUGGUGGCUUUGACGAGCUACAGGAUUUUUUGUCAAUGCGCUGGGAUGUUAUUUUUGCAACCGGUUCGCCCGGGCUUGGCCGCAUGGUAGCCAAAGCAGGUGCACCAAUCUGGUCCCAAUGUAUACUGGAACUAGGUGGCAAAUCACCGGUGUACUUUGGCAAAUAA